Molecule: messenger RNA, 5116 nt
Organism: Manihot esculenta (cassava)
Lineage: Eukaryota; Viridiplantae; Streptophyta; Magnoliopsida; Malpighiales; Euphorbiaceae
Exons: 4
Coding region: 73-822 (249 amino acids)
Source: RefSeq, a predicted model, not a curated record
GCUGAUUUUUUAUAUUUUGGGAUUUUUAGCUCAUCAGCCUCAGCCACACAAGCUAUAUAUCAAUUAUCACUAAUGGCACUUACCCUCAAAUUCCUUCCUUUAUCAUCAGCAUCCUCUCCUCCUGCUUUCAUUCUCCAUAAUUCACCAAACUACAAGUCGUCGAGCAAUCUUCUUCCUUCCCCUAAGCCUCCAUCACAGCAACUCAUCACUCCAACUAGAAGUCGCUUUCGCAUCUCAUACAGAUACAACUACACCGCGCAUGAUGAAGAAGGAGAUGAAGAAUCAUGCAGCUUCGACGAAGCAGUUGAUCUUUUCAACAGGAGAGAAUACUAUAAGUGCCAUGACUCUCUUGAAGCUCUCUGGAUCAAAGCUGAAGAUCCCACCAGAACUAUUGUUCAUGGGAUUCUUCAAUGUGCUGUUGGAUUUCAUCAUCUCUUUAACCAGAAUCAUAAAGGGGCAAUGAUGGAGCUGGGAGAGGGACUGUGUAAGCUUAGAAAGAUGAAUUUUCAGAGCGGACCUUUUCAUCAGUUUGAGCAGGACAUUUCUGCUGUUCUCCAAUUUAUUUAUCAAACCCAGAUUGAACUUGCAGCCUGCACGGAUGAUCUAUGUCUGGCCAUGGAUCAAUCAGAGAGAUCAUACCAGCUUCUUGGAGGAUAUGGUGCUGGGCAGGUGUUAUAUAAUCUAGAAAAUGAUCCUGUGGAUGGGAGCAUGUGGAUUGUAUUCUGUCCCGACAAAUCUUAUGCUUCCGCUGACUCUCCCAGAGUAAAGCUUCCCAUCCUUGAGGCUACUCAACAACAUCUUGUGGCGCAUCACCUCUGGUAGCUCCAUGUCAUUGUUUUGGAGAUGACUCUAACGUCUAAGCUGGGUUCAUACAACCGCCCGUCAGAUCAGAGCCCAGUAUCUGAAGAGCUAAUUUGGAGACGCUUGAUAUCCAAGUCUUCAUGAAGAAACUACCAGGGAUCUUUCUUGAGAGUCCGAGAGAGAUGAUAACAAUUGCGAAUGUAAGGACUCCUUCAGUGAGUGCACCACGAUGGAUGUCCACGUUUAGUCGCGGCCCAAAUCCUAUUUCAGGAAAGGUUUCAAGAAUGUACCUAACUCCAGAGAUAGAUCCAAUUACCUGGGAAAAGUAUAAAAGACAACGGACAGAUGAUUUGCCAAAUAAGUUGCCUUUGUGUAACAGUUCAGACUUGCUCAUAUCCGCUUAUUGUAUCUACUAAAAUGAUAUGAUCAAUUAUUUCCAGAACCUUUUUUUUUUUUAAAAAAAAAAAAAAAGCAAAAGUUGAACUGCCUCACAACAAUCAAAUUCUUUCCAAGAAAAAUAUUGCAAAAAUGAUUAGCUCAUUCGCCAUAAACCUGAGAGCUCCAAUCAAUUUCUCUCUAAAUUGUAACAGUAUCAUUUCUGGUGCAUUUGUUUUGAAGUUGAAGAAUUGGAAGCUAAAAGCUACGGAAGCAACAUAUAAGGGUGCUAAACUUAAGAAGCAAAAAAUGACACAGAAGUUACGAGUAAGAACUAUGUUUCAUACAGGAUUAGAAAAGAAAAGGUUAAUACUAUUUAUUUAUUAUAUUAUUUUAAUUUAAAUAGUCACAACAACAUAACAACUACAAUUACUCUUCAAUUCCGAAUUAGUUGGGGUCAGUAGUGACAAAUGCUUAUUGUAAAGAGUAGAAUAAUAUUAUCAAAAAAUUAUAGAGCUUUUGAUUCAAAUUUAAUGGGUUUAUAUAGCUUUCAGAAGAUUAUAAAUAGGAAUAUAUGCCCGCUAAGAGUAUAGAUUCUAUGCUAAUUAAGAAUGUUACAAAUUAUUGCAGAAAUUUAAUUAGGAGGAAAUCAAGGCUAGAAUCUCGACACCCCUCUCAAGCUGGAGCGUAUAGGUCAUAUAUGCUCCAAGCUUGCUAGAAAUGUACCCAAUUUAGAACUCCUAAGGGAUUUAGUGAUGAUGUUUACUAACUGAUCAUUGGAAUUAUUGAAACUGGUGGCAACACAUUAUAUGUUUUGUUCUUUCAUGAAAGAUUGAAUUAGAGGCAAUAAGAAGAGCAACUUGAUUGUCACAUAACAACUUCGUUUGCUUACUUUUCCCAUACUUCAACUCUUGAAGAAGUUGUCUAUUCCAUAUAAGUUCCCACGAUGCUGAGGCCAUAGCUUCUGCACUAGACUUGGCAACCACAUCUUGCGUUUUACUCUUUCAAAAUAUUAAAUUCCUCCCAUACAUGACACAAUAUCCUAAAAUAGAACAUCUAUCUGAUGAGAGCUUUCUGAGCCUAUAUUUGAAUAUCCAACAAUUUGUGAAUGACACUUCUCUUUACACAACAAGCCUUAUCUAGGGGUUUUUUUUUAUAUACUUAGAAAUGUGAAUAAUUACAUCCUAGUGACUACUACACGGCACUUGCAAAAAUUGACUAAACUACACUAACAGCAAAGGAAAUGUUUAGUUGAGUGAUUGUGAGUAUCUAUCGGGAUCUUUCAAUGGCUUCCUCUAUCUAAAAACAAAUUUAACAUUUAGAUCCAUAGAAGCAUCCACAUGUCAACAAUCUAUCAUGCUAAUCUCUUUUAGUAUAUUUAAAGAAAAUAUUGAAUGAUCAACUUCACUUUGAAACACUCUAAAUUAUUGGACCACAUCACUAAAUCUCUUCAACCAUGUUCUUGGAUACUGCUUUAAGCCAUAUAAUGAUCAUCAUAAGUGCAUACCAAGCUAGACUUCCAAGCAACCGAUCCUAGUGAUCACUCUAUAUAGAUAUUUUGCCAUCUAGAUCCACCUUGAUUGUGUAAAACCCAACGACAUCUAAUAGUAGAUUUGCCCAAUAAGAAGACCACCAAAUCCUAAAAGCAAUUUAUUUACGAUACUUAAAUGACAUUCAUAAAAAGUAUCCAAUGAAUUAUGAGUUCAACACACCCUGUUUAGCAAAAAGAUGUAUAUUCCUUGCUUAUUAUUAGACAAUUGCUUAUUCACAAACCUCACAUGGGGUGAAUAGUUUCCAUUUCCCAUUUCAUGGAAAACCCUUUUCGCUCUGCUAAAAAAGCAUUAGUGGUGGUAGCGAGAGUGGGAAGAUGAUGAAAGUAGACAUGGAGCGGUUGGACAGUGGUAGGAGAUUGGCUAAUUUGAGGUGGAGGAAGAGUAGGAACUAACAAGACUUAAUAAACUUAUGAUGUGUUAAGUUGGAUGAAAAGUAAGGAGAUGUUUCAAAGGUUGCAUCGGCGGAUACAAAAUAUUUGUUGGCAGUAGAGUCAUUAUCAUUUUUAACCUUUUCUAUGGCAAGAAAAUUUUAAAAAUACACAUUUGAUUGAUAUAGGCUAAGUUUGUCUUAUUCAGGAGGAUGAUCAUGAAUAAAGCAAGUACACGCAAACACACAUAAGGGCAACUAAUGUGAAUCCUGAAUGAAAAAUAAAAUAGAACGAGGAUUUUGAUGCUACAAAAUAAAAGAGGGUAAGUGAUUGAUCAAGUAGCAUGUAGUGAGAACAAAAUCCCCAUAAAGGAGGAGGAACAUUUUAAUAUAUAAAAUAAGGUCUAGAAAGUCUCAAUUAAAUGCUGAUUUUUUUUCAACUCCAUUUUGUUGUGGACAUGUUGUACAAGAAUUCUAGCAAGUAAUACCUUGAGAAGAAAAUAAAAAAGGAGCAAAGAGAAAGCGAGAGUCCCUUGCAUUGUCAAUACAUAAAACUUUAACCGAAAUAUCAAACACUACAAGUAACAUGGCUUUUAACAACGAAAUAUUAACGAUGAAAUUAAACAUCUUUCGUUAAUUAUAUAAUUAACGACCAACUAUAAAACUUAUCGUAAUUAUAUAAAUUUAUAACGUAUAAUGUUUAUCGUUAAAAAUUAAAAUAGCCAUCGUUAAACCUAGUUUGGAUCUUUUGUGUUUUGAAAAUAACAAUAACACUAUUAUUAUUAAGAAAAAUAUACAUUUUUUUAUUUUAUAGAGUUUUUUUCUUCAAAUUUCCUUUCCCCUCCCACAGGAGGUAGUCUCCUAAAGGUAACCUUCAUAAGACUUAAUCCCAAUCCUCUCCUUAACCAGAACAGAAUUUUGGGGAUUCUUCAUCUAUCAUCUAUCUCUCCAUUUUACUGAGUUUUAUUUUGUACAGAGAUUAGGAGUGACUAAACUAGAAUUUUGUGGCCACAUUAUAAAGAAGAAAUUGCUCUUCCACUUACUCCUGCUUCCUGUAAUUUUGAGAGGAGAUUGGAGCUGCUUCUUGCGAUUUUAGGAGGAGAUUGGGACCUGCUUGCUGAGCGUUUGGGAGGGGAGGUUGACAUGCUUGCUGCGCGUUUGGGAGCAGAGGUGCUGUUGGGAUUUGGUUGCUGCGAAACUGUGAGGAUACCUGCUUGGGACCUGCUAGCUUGCUACGAAAAUCGAGUCCACUGCUGAGAUUAAAAUUGCUAGACUGCCGAGAUUGGAGGAUUGUUAAGAUUGGAAGGCCCAUUGCUGAGGUAGUGUUCUCCUCAAGGUUACCCAUUGUUGCUUAGGUAUGCUUUUGUUUGCUUCAUUUAUGAAGGUUAAUGUCCUUGCAAAUAACUGCAUGAAAAUAACUGUAUGUCUUUUGACGAGAAUCAUUAACUAGUGUAUUUCAAUUUUGGUGCUCAAGUUUCUGCAUAUAUAUCCUUUGACCAUUUUUUUAUUCUGUAUAUGAUGCCUGAACAUUUGCAUUGCAUAUAGGACAGUUUUCAAUGAGGCAUACUAUUUCUGUUGCAGAUUGGCAAAACAAAAGUGCUCCUUUUAGGUUUGGAAUAACUGGUGCAAUGACUAGGGUUGGCAGUUCACCCUCAAACUACACUCUCAUGGUCUUAAUUCUACAUUCUCCCUUCUCUCCACAUUCCUAUCAUUAUUUCUUGUGGCUUGGAUCUGCCUUGGAUCUGAUGCUCUUAUGUAUACAUACAAUCCACUUAUUUGUAACAUUGAUUCUAUAUUCUCUGCAUUCUUUGAUAUUCAUUCCUUCACCUCCUUUGAUUGCAGUAUGCUGGUGCAGCUUAGGACAAACUAAAAGACGUAAGUAUGUUUAAUUUGAGUUCCAUGUUUAAUUUGAGUUCCUAUUUUAUUGUUUGAGUUGUUUUUAUUUAAGCUGGGAAUGAUAUUGUAGCAUUACUGGCUUUUGCCUUUAUAUCAAUGAUAACACAUCCUUAUAUUUUAAUUU